Molecule: messenger RNA, 3233 nt
Organism: Cucumis sativus (cucumber)
Lineage: Eukaryota; Viridiplantae; Streptophyta; Magnoliopsida; Cucurbitales; Cucurbitaceae
Product: probable serine/threonine-protein kinase At1g54610
Exons: 7
Coding region: 546-2414 (622 amino acids)
Biological process (GO): protein phosphorylation; positive regulation of transcription elongation by RNA polymerase II
Cellular component (GO): cyclin-dependent protein kinase holoenzyme complex; nucleus
Molecular function (GO): RNA polymerase II CTD heptapeptide repeat kinase activity; ATP binding; cyclin-dependent protein serine/threonine kinase activity
Source: RefSeq, a predicted model, not a curated record
ACAACCAGUGGAAAAAUUAAUAGCCAUAUAAAUAUUUUUUGAAGAUGUCAAGAGUUACUCGCCUGAUUGUCGAUUGGUUUACCUGAUUGACCUUUUGGAAUUCUGUUUUCCCCUUUCUUCACGCACUUCUCCCUCUCUUUUUAUUCUUCCAGUCGCUUUUCAAUACUCUAACUUCAACUUUUAAUAGCCUUCAUCUGCUGCUUUUGAAUGAGUCCAUGAUCCAUUUAUUCCACUGUUUAUGAUGUCGUCUCAAUAGAUCUUGAGUUUAUCCCUUUUAUCUUCUCUCUUUCUUAAACAAGUUUUAUCCUCAUCCUCUUACUUUUCCAAUGUUUUGAAUGGUACGGAUGGGGACUCGUUACUGUUGCUUUUCUUCUACAUUCCUACUUCAAUAAGAACACAUGACAUUGGGUUGAAUUUUUAUUUGUUUUUUUCUUCUCAAGUCUAGAGCUGGUGGGUUCUUUCAUAUUGGGGAAAACAAGGUGGAUUUGUAUAUGUACAUGUGAGAAUAUAUAAUCUUGAUUUGUUUUGUGUUCUGUUCUUACAAAAUGGGUUGCAUCUGUUCUAAGGUUUUAGCUGACGAGUGUAGUGACAAUGAGCAUGAUAGCUCCAAAAGACCCCAUUCCUCUAUGAAGCACCUCUCUGAAUUGAAAAUACCAAGAGCUGGUUCUCCCAAUUCUUCUCAGGUUUGGGAGAAGGAUAGACUGGAUUGUAGUGAUGUUACGGUUAUGCUGUUCGAUACGAAGCCAAACGGUUCUCUACGUUCAUAUAACAAGCCUCCUAAUGAGAAGAAGAAGACAGAUGUCCUUGAUGUCACCUUUAUCAACCAUCCACGUAUGAGAAAGAUUCCAAAUGCCAUCGAGGCCGAGCAAGUCGCUGCCGGGUGGCCGAGUUGGCUGGCUGUGGUGGCUGGUGAAGCUAUCAAAGGCUGGUUGCCAAAACGUGCAAGCAACUUCGUCAAGUUAGAUAAAAUUGGCCAAGGAACUUAUAGCAGUGUGUAUAAAGCUCGUGAUAUCAUUCAAGAUAAAGUUGUGGCUUUGAAAAGGAUCAGAUUUGACAAUCAAGAUGCUGAGAGUAUCAAGUUUAUGGCAAGGGAAAUCCUUGUUUUGAGAAGGCUUGAUCAUCCAAAUAUAGUUAAGUUGGAAGGUUUGAUCACAUCACAAACAUCUUGUACCAUGUACCUUGUUUUUGAAUAUAUGGAGCAUGAUCUUACCGGACUCACAUCACGGCCUGGUGCAUCGUUCACCGAACCACAGAUGAAGUGUUACAUGAAACAACUUUUGAGUGGACUUGAUCAUUGUCACAGUAACGGGGUUCUACAUAGAGAUAUAAAGGGCUCUAAUCUUCUUAUCGACAAUAAUGGUAUUUUGAAGAUAGCAGAUUUUGGGUUGGCUGUUUUCUUUGACUCACAAUCAGCAGUUCCAAUGACAAGCCGUGUAAUAACACUCUGGUAUCGACCACCAGAACUUUUACUUGGAGCGUCUAAAUAUGGAGUCGAAGUUGAUUUAUGGAGUGCUGGUUGCAUUCUAGGAGAGUUAUAUAGUGGCAAACCUAUCUUGCCAGGAAAAACAGAGGUUGAACAACUACAUAAAAUAUAUAAGCUAUGUGGUUCUCCUUCCAAGGACUAUUGGAAAAAAUUGCAUUUGAAGCAUUCAACAAGCAUGAAACCUCCACAGUCAUACGAAAGAUGUCUUCGAGAAAGAUAUAACGAUAUUCCUCAUAGCGCUGUCGAUCUUAUGGACACUUUGUUAUCUAUAGAUCCUGCAGGGCGAGGAACUGCAGCUUCCGCUCUCGACAGUGAGUUCUUUACCACAAGGCCCUUACCAAGUGAUCCUUCAAGUUUGCCAAAAUACCCUCCAAGCAAAGAGAUCAAUACGAAACUGCGUGAAGAAGAAGCAAGAAGGCAACAAGGAGUAGGCGGUGGGAGAAGCCAAAUAGUUUACCAAGAAGCAAAAGGAAUGAAGCAAUCCAGAGUAGUUCCUGCUGCAAAGACUAGUGCUGAUCAAUUGGUUAUUUCAUUAUUGAGAAAACGAAGUCGUUGGAGUGCGAAAUACCGGAAUGAAACGUGUUCUUACGGUUUGGUGUCCAAAAGAAACUCAAACUCAGGACCUAUAACGACUCAUGGACCAAGAUAUACAAACUCAAAAAAGGAACCGAAAAAUGCUUCUAUUUCGAGUGAGUGUUUAACAUCAUCUGGUUCAAUGGAAUUUGUUUCUUAUAAAUACUUCAGCGAAAGAUCAAAUGGAGUUUCAAGGCCAGAAUCAAUGAGCGAAGACAAAAAUCUUCCUCCUCUAUCCAGUUCUGGUGGAGUGUCAUCCAUCAAAAAGAUGAACAAAGAAGACCAGGUUGAUAUGAAGAAAGUUGCAAAUUCUUGUCACUUGGAAGAAUCAAAGGCCUCAGCUCUAAUAGUUGGCUAAAUUUCAUGGGGGGGGGGGGGGGGGGGGUUUCGUACGAUGACCCAUUUUGCAAAAUCCAAUCUCGUUUUAUUAAAAAAGUAGAUGUUUUUCUUUUGACUUUAUGCUCGUCAUAUCAACGUUAAACUACCAAAACAGACCACCUUGCAUGCAGGUUAGGAUCUCAUUCGCGGUUUCCAUAUUUUUUUAAACUUCGAUUCCUAUUUGUGAUGAUUAAACGUUAGCGCUGGUUCCUCUCACUCUUCGCUCUUUGUUAUCUCUUCUUGAGAGUAGCAUGAACAAAGAGGGAAGAGAAAAAUAAAAGAGUGCUAACAUUUAAUCAUUGUAUGCAAAGAGAAUCAAGAGCGAGAUCCUAAGCCACCACAAUGAUCUGUUUUAUUAUUUCCAUGUUGAUACAGGGCAAAAUGUCAAGAAACUUAUGUAUUAGAAAAGUGGGAUAGAUUCUAAUUUUGAGUCACCCAUAAAAUUAAUUUGAAAUUUCUGUGGUCACACUGGAAGGACAUUGUGUAGAGUAAAAAUGGAAAUGAAGUUAUGUGAGAUGGUCAUUGGUUGAUUGAUGAAGCAAUGUAGAUAUAAAGAAAUAGGAAGCUCAAAGAACACAAUUUGUAGGUGUUGGCUUCGAACAAGAAAAGGAAAGAAACAAGAGGUAUCACCACCAUUCUUUUUGUUCAUUGAGCUAUGAAUGUAAGAUGUCAAUCUCGGCUUUGUAUGUAACUAAGUAGGAAAGAAAAAAAGGCCUUGCCGCCUUGGUAUGAAAUAUGUAUCACUCCAUUGUACAUAUAUAUAUAUAUACCCAUUAUAAAUACAUGAGUUGAAACUUUU